AUGAAUCACAAUAGAAAGAAUUCCAUCACUUCUAUCUCCACCACCGGCAGCAUGUCCCAGCCCAGCUUUUCCCCAUCCUCCAUGAGAUCCAUGUCGACGAAUCAGAUCAUGACCAUUGAUAAUAAAUUCACCAGAAACAAGAGGAAGUCCAAUAAUCAUUUACCACAGCAGAAACCUCCAAAUCAGAAGGUGGUACUGGGUCAGAAAAUGAUGCUGCUGAGUUACCAGGGUCAGCCGGGUCAACCAGGACAGUUCCCUGGCCAGCCAGCACACUUUCAAGGACAACCUCAGUUCCAGGGCCAACCAGGACAAUUCCAGGGCCCACCAGGUCAAUAUCAAGGACAACCAGGACAAUACCAAGGACAAGCUUCUAAACCUAGAAGUCCUAAUCCCAACGAGUUCCACAAAAACCAAGGUACUUACUAUUUCCCCAAUGGUGAGAUCUUCAGACCAAGAAUCAGUCCUGCCAGAAGAAACAGACCAAGCAAAAUCAACUAUGUUCCACAAGUCAAUAACAGACCUCCUAUGGGACAAAGCAGAGAUGUUACUCAACAAAGACACGAGCAAAGUCCCGGUGGUCCUAUAAGGAAUAAAUCAUUUCCUGUUCCUUCGUCAACACAUCCUGAAUUACCACGGUCUCAAUCAUCUUCUAACGUUAAGACUCAAAUGUUUCAACAACAUUUGAACCAUCAGAUGCAAAUGAACCAACCAGGGAAGUUACCUCAACAAUAUUCAUCACAAUAUCAACAAUUCCAGAACCUCCAAGGUCAAGGACAACCACAUUCUGGCCACCCUCAUGGUCAACAUCCUCAAUACCCAAGUCCACAUCCUAAUCAAAACCAUUUCCAAGCUCCCAAUGGUAUUCUUCCCUACGAGGCCUAUCAACAGUUAUCGAAUAACUCAUCGUCCACGAGUCUCAAGAACUUACAAUCCAACAAUCUCAUUAAAUCGUCCAUGAACAACUCCGAUCCUUCGUUGAAGAAGAGUACCAGCUCCGAAAGAAGUACCACCAAUACCCCUCAGACUUCCAUCACCAACUCUAUUGAUGAGAAGUACGUGGAGAUUCUUAGGGACGAUUUCGAUGAUAUCAAAGAGGUUAGCGAGAAGACUCCUGAAGUGAAGAUUCCUGAGAUCAAGAGUCCUAUCAAGACCCCUGAACCAAGGUCAGUAGAAGAGUUCUCCACUCCAACCACAGAAGUUUUUGUUACACCUGACAGUUCGCCUGUUCAGUCCAAGAUCAGUUUGGAUGAGGUGAUCAGAAAGAAUGAGGAAAUGCAUGAGUUAGUACAGAAGGAGUUAGCUGAACAACUGGUUGAAGAGUCUGAAGUCGAAGGAGCUCCAUCUUUAAGAGAAGCUCCAUCUUUGGUUGCACCUUCUUCAGAAGAAGCUCCAUCCUUAGCAGUCCAACAACAAGUAGAAGCAGAACCAACUCCAGAGCCAUUGAAACAGUCUCUUGAACAAACCCUUCCAAUCUUGAACGAUUACCCAGCUCAUGAUUCUACUGAAUCUUCCCCCAACUCAUUACCAGAAUCAUCACCUUCACCUCAUUCAGUGGAGCAAGUGAUCCUUUUAACUCCAAAGAAAGAGUUCAGAAACGACCAAUCGUCAUCUUCCACGGUUAAAUCUUUCCCUUCACCUUCUUCCAGUCAAUCUUAUGAUGACGACUUGAUCAAUGAGUACCGUGAAAGUCCUAUCAAGCCCAGUAACUAUAAGUCACAAACGUUCAUUGACACUGAUGAAAAAGUUGAACGAGAAUACACCAAGCUACUUGAGGAUGAACAACAAGUUCCUAAAAGAGGUGAUAUCAAUUUCUAUGAAGACAGAAUCACCAAACACACUCGAGCCUCCCUGAACUCCUACAAGGAAGAAGAUGACUUACCUUUACCAACUAUCAAGUAUAGUGAUAAAGAGUUGAAAUUGCCUAAGACUCCUGUUGAUCGGGAUGUCGAGUCAACUUCGAGUGUUGAGGACGUGGUGAAGCCUGAUUUGAUGCCUGUUGAAACAGAAUCGGUGUACUCUGAUGAUAGUUAUGCAGAAGGAGACGAAGUGAUUUUGACUGAAGAUGUACCUGGGGCUGCCGGACAAGAGGCUGUUGUACCAGAUACUGUUGUACCCGAGACUGUCGCACCAGAGACUGUCGCACCAGAAGAAGCUGUGGUUACAGAGAAGGUGAGUGAAAAAGAGGUGGAUAUUCCAGAAAUUGAAGGUACUGAGACUGAAGAGCCUCUUGUAGCUUCCCCAGUCGAAGCAGUUCAAAAGCCUGUUGAAGUUAAUGGACCAGUGCAAGUUUCUGAAACCUCCCAGCCAAAAGAAGUCACAGAGUCUACCGUUGACUCUAAAACUGAACAGGCCGCUAUAGUACCACCCAAACCUAAAUCCAUGUUGGACGUAGUUGAUAAGCCAGCCGCCAAACCUAAAUCGAUGUUGGAUGUGGUAGAUGUCAAUCCAAAGGUCAAGGAUGUCAAACCUAAAGACACCAAGCAAGACACCAAAUCUAGCAAAAUCACAGACAAAUCCACCAAAUCUCCCACUCCAGUCAAAGACUCACCAAAGACAAAAUCUGAUUUCAAAGAAAAAUUCAAAUCCAAAGACAUCCCAUUAAACUUGAAGUUAUCACCCAAGAAACUCAACUCGAUCUCCAGAUUAAGAAAGAAGCCUCCUUCAUCAAGUCCUUUAAUCGAGAGAUUUCUCGACCAAAAGAAAGAAGAACAAAAGAAAGAGUCCAAACUUGAUUUGUUCUUGCUUCCCGAAACAUCUCAAAAGAGUAAAUCGGACGACACCCAAAAGAGUAACUCCGAGAAAUCAUUACCUUCAGUUCCUGAAUCCAAAACUUCAAAAUGGAAGAAAGUGUUCAAGAAAUCCGAAGAAGAAGAUUCAAAAUCAAUUCAUUCAGAAAGUUCCAAGAAGGAUUUGAAAGAGAAAUUGAAGAAACUGAAAAGAUCAUUUUCUUAUAAGAAUCUUCGUCUCAAGAAGGAAGAACAACCUCCUUUACCUGAUUUAUCUUUCGAACCCGACAAUUUGACUAGUCUUGAAGUAUUAUCAUCUCCUGAAAACAACCUUUAUUCCAAUCUUGAUGAUAUGGAUGUUGUUUUACCAACCAUUGAAACUGAUGAUAAUUUAUUUGAUGAUAUGUUACAUCAAUUUGAUGAGAAAAUGGAAACUGUUGGUCGUAAGAACACCAUCAAACCUGUCAAACUUAUAGAUCCGUUCUUAAAAGAUGAUGAAUUAACAAAAGAUCAAAUUAAAGACCAACAAAUCAUGGAUGAAGAGAUUUUAACCCAUCAUAAGAAUCUUAGUGAUGAAUAUAUUGAUGAUAACUUGAAGUAUUUGAAAGAUGAGUUUGUUUACUUGGAUAAUGACAUGAAAUCCUUCAACGAAGUUAAAUCCAUUACCAGUGAACAUGAAGAGGAACAACUAAUUGGUGGAGCAGAAGAUUCCUUCACCAUCGAUAAUGAACAAUUGAAUAAUCUUUUCAAUAAUAUCAAUGACUCCCAAAAGAGGAUCUUACCUAUGCAUUUAAGAUAUAUCAAACAGUUCAAGGAUUUCCAACAAUUGGAAAUCAAAACCAAGAAAUUUGAGAUUUUGACCCAAAGGGCCAAAAAACCCGAGAUCUUGACCGUUGAACCUGCUAUAUCCAAGAGAACAAAGACCUCUUCCAAUAAAAGAGUUCAGUUCUCUCAUAAGAUCUUUGUCAAUGAAACAUUUUCCCCUGAUACUUAUUCCAGAUACAACAAGAAAGUCACUCAGUAUACCUUGACUGAACCGGUAGAAAUUGCCAGAAUCAAGAAUGAAUUGAAUGAUUAUAAAUGUAAUGAGAUGUUGGUUCAUGAGAGAUCUCAGAACAAUACUCAUUUCUUUUACUAG
Messenger RNA from Yamadazyma jaroonii, 3864 nucleotides. NCBI's taxonomy places the organism in Eukaryota, Fungi, Ascomycota, Pichiomycetes, Serinales, Debaryomycetaceae. The record is from the annotation of a GenBank genome assembly.